Molecule: messenger RNA, 1513 nt
Organism: Alosa sapidissima (American shad)
Lineage: Eukaryota; Metazoa; Chordata; Actinopteri; Clupeiformes; Clupeidae
Gene: creld1a
Product: protein disulfide isomerase Creld1
Exons: 6
Coding region: 114-824 (236 amino acids)
Molecular function (GO): calcium ion binding
Source: RefSeq, a predicted model, not a curated record
CCAAGAUAUAGAUGACACUCCCCCACGCAGUUGUUGUAGCACGAAACGGAAGCACAAGACAAGCAAUAAGAUAUUUCUAUGAGACCUUUAAUGGAUAGAGCUUUCAUUGAGUGAUGCCGCCACUGUGGAAGUCCACCCUGUCUGCCAUCCUGUGCCUGUCUCUCCCAUGGCUCGUCUUGCUCCAACAAUGUUCCGACUCAUGCAGAGCCUGCGGUGGGCCUGACAACCACACAUGCCUUGCGUGUAAAGAUGGCUGGAGCCUCCAUGAUCGCCACUGUGUGGAUGUUGAUGAGUGUGACACCAAGCUGACCGGUUGCCCGUCGAACACCUACUGCUUUAACACUGAGGGCUCAUUCGAGUGCAGAGGAUGUGAUCCUGCAUGUGCAGCGUGUAUGGGCAGUGGACCAGCUCGUUGUAAGAAAUGUGCCAAUGGAUACACGAUGACUGGCGCAAAAUGUGUUGAUGUGGACGAGUGCAGUGAGAAUGAACUGAUGUGCCCUGGCCUGGAUGAGUUCUGUAUGAACAAGGAGGGCUCGUUCUACUGCCAGUGUGCUAAAGGGUUCCGUAGGGAAGAUGGCGUCUGUAAAGCCAUUCAGACAUCUGCUGCUCAUGAGAAGGGCUUGUUUGAUGACAUCCAGGAAGAGGAAAUAGAGGUCCUCCAGCAGAUGUUCUUCGGUGUGAUCCUCUGUGCUCUGGGCACGCUGGCGGCCAAGGGGGACAUGGUCUUCACCUCCAUCUUCAUGGGGGCGGUGGCCGCCAUGGCAGGGUUCUGGUUCUCAGACAGAGGCGAUCAACUGCUGGACUCCAUGUUGAGAGGACGCUAAUAUUGUCUGGACAUAGUCACAUACACACACAAACAUACAGAUCAACAUACAGUAUGCACAAAAGUACACACAUACCUAUUAUUUAUGGGGUUUUACUGGGACUGAGUGUGUCCAACACUCUGUAUUGCCUGUCCUGAGGUUAUGAAUGGCUCUACAGUACUAUAAAUGGGCAUGAUUGAUCCAGAGAGGGUUGAAGCGGAAAUGAAUUAUGUUGCUCUAUUUUGUUAGUUAUCAAAGAUCUUUGAUUGAGCCUUUGUUAAGUCCUGCCUUCCUAUGUUACUGCUGCUAGGUUAGCCAAACAAACAAUGGCUGUGUGGGCUCAAUUCCCAUAGAAGCAAUGGAAGCCUGUUGACUCGGUAACCGUAAUUUUGAGUCUGGAAUAUUUGAGGGUCAAUUAUUCUCCCCUUGACAGGUUCUCAAAUAACCUACAUUUAUGUGAGUCGCCUUGAGCAUAUCUAUGGGAAUUUCCCUCACGGGAUCAAAAGAGUAUAUAUACUUAUACUUUUGUACCACCACACCCAGACCAGAUUUGUGUGCAGGCUUUGAAGAUUAGCCCCUUUGUGUAGUUGGAAAGGCACGAUGCUGACCAUAACUAAUUGAUUCACCUCAUUAUUUCCCUUAUUUGUUUCAUGCUCACAUGGAAUUUGAACAAGUUUAAAUCAACUGCAAUAAAAACAAUGGCUUAUUAA